AUGUUUUCUCAUGACAAUUCGAUUGACGUACCUGGCACGACCCGUGUUUUCGAUGAGUCAGGUAACACUGUUCAGACCGAUCAUGUGAAUUUGUUUCCAGUACCAAGCGAAGAUCCCAAAGAUCCAUUAAAUUGGUCAAAAGGAAGAAAAUGGAUCAUGCUAUUAUGUAUCAUCUGGUACCAAUUUGUGGUAAAUUUACAAGCAGCAAGUUUAUAUGCUGUUUAUGAACCAUUAAGUGAAAAUACCGGUUUAUCAUUGAACGAUUUGAAUGCCGGUGUGGGAUAUUUUUAUCUUUUCAUCGGUAUAGCUUGUAUCUUUAGUCAACCUUUAGCACUUGGAUUUGGCAAAAAACCGAUUUAUAUCAUCUCGGCACUAGCAUGUUGUUUAUUGAAUUUAUGGACCGCUUUCGUCGAUACAAACGCCCAGUGGAUUGGAAGUAGACUUUUAUUGGGUUUUUUUAUUUCACCUUCGUAUACCCUCAUCCAAGUUUCCAUAUCUGAUGUGUUCUUCAUGCACGAACGAGGUUUACCUAUGGGUUUAUACGCCCUUCAAUUGUACACCGGUGGUGCUUUAGGUCCAAUUUUGAGCGGAUACAUCUACGACGGAAUGGGCUGGAAAGCCAUUGUGUGGUUAUCAAGUGGAUUGACAGGUCUUACCGCUUUACUUUUGAUCUUUUUGUUAGAAGAAACCAGUUACGUUCGAAGAUCCGCAAUGGAAGCAGCUUCAGCACCAACUGUAGCUACUCUAAAUGAGGGACAAGUAGAAGAGGAGAACAACGAUGUGAAGCUCGACGCUAUCGAAGCUGGUGUUCAUGAAGUUCAACAUCAAGGAAUCGCUCCUCGACCUAGAGUCAUAUCAAGUUGGCCAGGACCAAGACCUUGGAAAUUCGAAAAACCUCAUCCUCAAUGUGGUGCGAUCAUUGGCAGAUGUUUAUUUCAGUGUUUCGCUCUACUAAGAUCACCCAUUAUUUGGUGGUGUGGUAUUACUUUUGGAAGUUUCCAAGUGUAUUACAACUUCGUUGCUGCACUUGCUUCCGGUGUACUAUCUGUCGAGCCUUACAAUAUGUCAAGUAGUGCAAUUGGUUUGACAUUCAUAUCGUCUUUGAUCGCUUCUUUCCCUGCAGCUGCGUUCGGAGGAUAUUUCGUUGAUUGGUAUGGACUUCGACAAGCAAGAAGAAAUCAUGGUAUAUCCGAAGCUGAACAUAAAUUAAACCUUUAUAUCAUCUGUUUAAUCGCUACGCCAAUCGGUCUUUUGAUGAUGGGAUUAGGACCAUACUAUUCUGCUCAUUGGAUCGUGUUCGUCAUCGGAUGCGGAAUCGUAAACUUUGUUGGUGCCUUUGGGACACUCGUCACUGUAACAUAUGCUUUUGAUUGUUUCCACGAGAUCCAACCUGAGAAUCCUGAAAGUCCAAGUGCUUCAGCUCAAGAUGCUGCCCCUUACCUCCUCAUAAGUAUCUUGAUUUGUAUGAUAGUUUCAUUCGGAUUCAACUAUGCUAUAACACCGUGGUGCUUUGAUUGGGGACUUCGAAAUUUCGGUAUCACCUCAGCGAUCAUGUCUAUUGUUUUCAACGGAUCGACACUUAUCCUCGUCAUUUGGGGUAAGAGAAUGAGAAGAUCAGGAGAGACUUAUUACAAGAAGAUCAUCAAUUGGUAA
This is a messenger RNA of Kwoniella shivajii, 1653 nucleotides long. RefSeq lists its product as uncharacterized. Bases 1 to 1653 code for a protein of 550 amino acids. Gene Ontology annotation, molecular function: transmembrane transporter activity. Lineage: Eukaryota; Fungi; Basidiomycota; Tremellomycetes; Tremellales; Cryptococcaceae. Gene Ontology annotation, cellular component: plasma membrane. The transcript has 7 exons. The record is from RefSeq and is a predicted model, not a curated record. Gene Ontology annotation, biological process: transmembrane transport.